This is a messenger RNA of Penicillium riverlandense, 3396 nucleotides long. Its product is annotated as bifunctional cytochrome P450/NADPH--P450 reductase. The transcript has 4 exons. Gene Ontology annotation, molecular function: FMN binding; heme binding; iron ion binding. Lineage: Eukaryota; Fungi; Ascomycota; Eurotiomycetes; Eurotiales; Aspergillaceae. Bases 1 to 3396 code for a protein of 1131 amino acids. The record is from RefSeq and is a predicted model, not a curated record. Gene Ontology annotation, cellular component: cytosol.
AUGGCUAAAGAGGUCCCCAUCCCGGGGCCCAAGGGCGUGCCUUUCUUCGGCAAUAUCUAUGACAUUGAACAAGAGCUGCCCACCAGGAGUUUUGAGCUGCUGGCUGACAACUACGGACCAAUCUUCCGACUCACCACAUUCGGCACCCCACGUGUCUUCAUCAGCUCCCACGAGCUAGUAGACGAGGUCUGCAAUGAAGAGCGAUUCACCAAGAUCGUCACUGGAGGGCUGAACCAGAUCCGCAACGGCGUACACGAUGGUCUCUUCACGGCCAAUUACCCCGGCGAGGAGAAUUGGGCCGUCGCUCACCGUGUAUUGGUGCCGGCGUUUGGCCCGCUGAAUAUUCGCGGCAUGUUCGAUGAGAUGUAUGAUAUCGCUAGUCAGCUCGUGAUGAAAUGGGCGCGCCAAGGGCCCAAUGCCCCCAUCACCGUCACAGACGACUUUACCCGCUUGACUUUGGACACGAUUGCGCUGUGCGCCAUGGGAACACGGUUCAAUUCGUUCUAUCAUGACGAGAUGCAUCCAUUCGUCGAGGCCAUGGUUGGCCUGCUGUCUGGGUCGGGGACUAGGGCGCGUCGUCCCGCUCUGCUCAAUAACCUGCCUACCAGCGAGAAUGCUAAGUACUGGAAUGAUAUCACUUUCCUGCGCAACCUGGCCCAGGAGCUGGUGGAGUCGCGCAAGAAUAACCCCGAGGAGAAAAAGGAUCUUCUCAACUCGUUGAUUCUGGGCCGCGAUCCGCAGACGGGUCAGGGACUUACGGAUGGUUCGAUUGUGGAUAAUAUGAUCACUUUCCUGAUUGCCGGUAUGGACCCUCCUCACUUUCGAUAUCUAACAGGGCUGACGGAGACUACCAUAGGCCACGAAACAACAUCUGGCAUGUUGUCGUUCCUUUUCUACUAUCUACUCAAGAAUCCCCAUGCAUACCAAAAAGCACAGGAGGAAGUUGACCGUGUCAUUGGGCGUCGCAAGAUCACCGUCGAAGACAUGUCCAAGCUCCCCUACAUCACAGCCGUGAUGCGCGAGACUCUGCGUUUGAGCCCGACUGCCCCGAUGAUUGCCAUGCAUGCCCAUCCUGACAAGAACACCGAAGACCCCGUCAAACUGGGUGGUGGCAAAUACGUCUUGCACAAGGACGAGCCGAUCGUCCUCAUGCUGGGCAAGAUGCAGCGCGAUCCGCAGGUUUACGGGCCCGACGCGGACGAGUUCCGGCCGGAGAGAAUGCUGGACGAGAAUUUCGAAAAACUGCCCAAGAACGCCUGGAAGCCGUUUGGCAAUGGCAUGCGAGGAUGCAUUGGCCGCCCCUUCGCGUGGCAGGAGGCUCUGCUCGUGAUUGCUAUUCUGCUCCAGAACUUCAAUUUCCAGAUGGACAAUCCUAGCUAUGAUCUGCGGAUCAAGCAGACCCUCACCAUCAAGCCUAAGGAUUUCCAUAUGAAGGCCACUCUCAGAGAGGGACUGGAUCCGACACAGCUGAGCGUCACCCUUAGCGGGAGUGCGGGUGCUGCCCCGGCUACAGGCGCAGCCAGCCGGGACCGGAAACCCAAGGCGACAUCUGUAGCAGGCGCCAAGUUGAAGCCCAUGCACAUCUUUUAUGGAAGUAACACGGGCACCUGUGAAGCAUUUGCUCGGAGAUUGGCUGAUGAUGCUAUUGGCUACGGCUACUCGGCCGCAGUCAGCUCACUCGACUCGGCGAUGAAGAACAUUGCCAAGAAUGACCCUGUGGUCUUUAUCACGGCCUCGUAUGAGGGGAACCCACCCGAUAACGCUGCCCACUUCUUUGAGUGGCUCAGUUAUCUCAAGGGCAGUGAUCUGGAUGGAGUCAAUUACGCAGUCUUUGGCUGUGGACACCAUGACUGGGCCUCCACGUUCCAUCGCAUCCCUAAAGCAGUAAACGGAUUGAUUGCGGAGAAUGGAGGAAACCGACUUUGCGACAUUGGUCUGGCCGACGCAGCCAACUCCGACAUGUUUACCGACUUCGACAGCUGGGGAGAGAGGGCAUUCUGGCCCAGCAUCACAGCUAAAUUCGGCGGGACCGGUCCAGACCCAAACUCCAAGUCGAAAUCGUCUCUCCACGUAGACGUGAGCUCCGGAAUGCGGGCUUCUACCCUCGGCCUGCAACUGGAAGAAGGUUUCGUGGUUGAGAACAGACUUCUGACGCAGCCUGGAGUCCCCACUAAGCGGAUGAUCAGAUUCAAGCUACCGUCGGAUAUGACCUACCAAUGUGGCGACUAUCUCGCUAUUCUGCCCGUGAACCCGCACUCUGUCGUCCGUCGCGCAAUCCGCCGCUUCGAUCUACCCUGGGAUGCCAUGCUGCGCAUUCAAAAGACAUCGCAGACCUCAACAGCGCCACCAUCAAUCCCCCUCGACACACCCAUAUCAGCCUUCGACCUGCUCUCCACCUACGUGGAACUGUCCCAGCCAGCCUCAAAGCGUGACCUCAACAUCCUUGCCGACGCCGCCAUCGGAGAUGCAGAAACCCAAGCCGAGCUGCGGUACAUGGCGUCCAGUCCAAGCCGCUUCACAGACGAGAUCGUCCGGAAGCGCGUGAGCCCGCUGGAUCUGUUAACACGCUACACAGCCAUCAACCUCUCCAUCGGCGACUUCCUCGCCAUGCUCCCGCCAAUGCGUGUGCGCCAGUACUCCAUCUCCUCCUCGCCGCUGGCCGAUCCGUCUGAAUGCUCCAUCACCUUCUCCGUGUUGAACGCCCCCGCGCUAUCGGCCCCGCCAGUGCAAGACAACGAAGCCAUCGAGCAGUACAUGGGCGUUGCAUCGACAUACCUCUCCGAGCUCCAGCCCGGCGAACGCGCCCACAUCUCCGUCCGCCCAUCACACUCGGGCUUCAAGCCACCCGUCGAUCUCCAAACACCGAUGAUCAUGGCCUGCGCGGGGAGCGGCCUCGCCCCGUUCCGAGGGUUCGUAAUGGACCGCGUGGAGAAGAUCCGCGGCCGACGCAGCAGUUCCUCUUCUGAAGACGAAAAACCCGCCACGGCAGUCCUGUACAUUGGCUGCCGCACAAAGGGCCAAGAUGAUAUCCACGCCGCAGAGCUAGCUCAGUGGGCCGAAGAAGGCGCCGUCGAUGUGCGCUGGGCGUACAGCAGGCCUGCAGACAAAACGCCGGGCCAGCAUGUCCAGGAUCUGAUGCUGGAGGACAAGACAGAGAUCGUCCAACUCUUUGAGCAGGGCGCGAGGAUCUAUGUCUGUGGAAGUACUGGGGUUGGUGGCGCGGUGCGUGCUGCCUGCAAGGAAAUCUACCUGGAAAAGAGGCGCGAGAGCCUGGCUAGGGCGAAGGAGACUGGCGAGGAGGUACCCAAUGCGGAGCUAGAUGAGGAGGCUGCCGCAGAGAAGUUCUUUGAGAAGUUGAGGACUAAGGAGAGGUAUGCUACUGAUGUGUUUACGUAG